Messenger RNA from Bacillus rossius redtenbacheri, 1569 nucleotides. RefSeq names its product pupal cuticle protein 36-like. The transcript has 3 exons. The coding region runs from base 1 to 1569 and encodes 522 amino acids. The record is from RefSeq and is a predicted model, not a curated record. NCBI's taxonomy places the organism in Eukaryota, Metazoa, Arthropoda, Insecta, Phasmatodea, Bacillidae.
AUGAGACUGCUUCUGUUAUCCGCCAUCUUGCUGGCUGCCGUGGCCGCAGCCCAGCCAGCAACCACUGGAGAAAAGAAGCAUGAGAAACGAGGUCUACUGAGUAGCUACGGAGGUGGCUAUGGAGGCGGCUACGGGGGCGGCUACGGCCUGGGCGGUGGUCUUGGAUACGGCUCUGGCUUCGGUUCCGGCAUUGGGUUUGGCUCAGGUGCCGGCCUUGGUAUCGGCUCUGGUAUCGGAGUGGCGGUGUCAGCUCCGGCAGUGAGGACCGUGACUCAAGCAGUAGCGGUUCCAGUGGCCCAGCCCGUACCUGUGACCGUCAACAGGCCCGUGCCCGUACCUGUAGCACAGCCCGUCCCAGUGUCGGUACCCAGGCCCUACCCCGUCAGUGUCCCUCAUCCCGUACCUGUAUCUGUGCCCAGGCCGUACCCUGUGAGUGUGCCCAGGCCAGUAGCUGUACCUGUGCCUCAGGCCGUGCCUGUGGCAGUCCCUCAGCCCUACCCCGUCAGCGUGCCUCAGCCGGUCCCUGUGCAAGUGCCUCAGCCCGUGGCUGUGCCAGUGCCUCAGCCCGUCACCGUCACUAGGCCAGUGUUCAUCUCCUCCGGCCAAGGAGGCGGCUUCGGCGGCGCCGGGGGCUUUGGCUACGCUUCCGGGAUUGGAGGCGGCAUCGGCGGCGGUUUAGGAGGCGGCUACGGUUCUGGACUCAGCUUUGGCUAUGCAUCUGGCUCUGGCUACGGCUUGGGAUCAGGCUUCAGCCAUGGCUAUGGUGGCAACUACGGAGGCGGCUAUGGUGGCGGCUACGGAGGCGGCUAUGGUAGCAGCUACGGGGGCGGCUAUGGUGGCGGCUACGGAGGUGGCUAUGGAGGCGGCUACGGAGGCGACUAUGGUGGCGGCUACGGCCUGGGCGGUGGUCUUGGAUACGGCUCUGGCUUCGGUUCCGCCAUUGGGUUUGGCUCAGGUGCCGGCCUUGGUAUCGGCUCUGGUAUCGGAGUGGCGGUGUCAGCUCCGGCAGUGAGGACCGUGACUCAAGCAGUAGCGGUUCCAGUGGCCCAGCCCGUACCUGUGACCGUCAACAGGCCCGUGCCCGUACCUGUAGCACAGCCCGUCCCAGUGUCGGUACCCAGGCCCUACCCCGUCAGUGUCCCUCAUCCCGUACCUGUAUCUGUGCCCAGGCCGUACCCUGUGAGUGUGCCCAGGCCAGUAGCUGUGCCUGUGCCUCAGGCCGUGCCUGUGCCAGUCCCUCAGCCCUACCCCGUCAGCGUGCCUCAGGCGGUCCCUGUGCAAGUGCCUCAGCCCGUGGCUGUGCCAGUGCCUCAGCCCGUCACCGUCACUAGGCCAGUGUUCAUCUCCUCUGGCCAAGGAGGCGGCUUCGGCGGCGCCGGGGGCUUUAGCUACGCUUCCGGGAUUGGAGGCGGCAUCGGCGGCUACGGAGGCGGCAUCGGCGGAGGUUUAGGAGGCGGCUACGGUUCUGGACACAGUUUUGGCUAUGCAUCUGGCUCUGGCUACGGCCUGGGAUUAGGCUUCAGCCAUGGGUAUGGUUAUGGCCACGGAUCAGGAUACAGCAAGCAUUGA